Messenger RNA from Helicoverpa zea (corn earworm), 1471 nucleotides. Its product is annotated as spondin-2-like. The transcript has 7 exons. NCBI's taxonomy places the organism in Eukaryota, Metazoa, Arthropoda, Insecta, Lepidoptera, Noctuidae. Gene Ontology annotation, biological process: actin cytoskeleton organization. Gene Ontology annotation, cellular component: plasma membrane. Bases 136 to 1440 code for a protein of 434 amino acids. The record is from RefSeq and is a predicted model, not a curated record.
GUCCGUCGCAUCUCUCCGGAGCAGUUACACGCACACGGAAACUGUUAACUUCAACAAAUUAAACAAAUAUUCAAUUCAAUACGAGUUUAAAAUUGGAAAGAAAAAUAUUUGUGUUUUCGCGCACGUCUGUUCGUGAUGGCGGUUGUGUGUCGAGUGGCCGCCAUCUUGGUUUUGUUCAUAGCGUUGUUUGGCUUGGUGGUAGGAUGUGACGUCGAUGAUGUGGCUGUGUACAAAGUGUCGUUGGAGUUCCUUUGGAGUGAGGAGAGGUUCCCCAAGGAUUAUCCACAGAACCGGCCUAAGGCGCAGUGGUCACAAGUUUUUGGACAAUCCCACUCAGCCAACUACACCCUCUACCACAUAGGUUCAGUAGCCAAGCCUUCAGUGAGGGCUUUUUCUCAGUUCGGCAGAAUCGAUGAUCUGGUAAAGGAAGGUGAUGAUGAUCAGCUAGUCUACGACCAGUUCUCGGCAGGAGCAAUAGGGGCUGGGGUUGGGGAGACUGAGAACAUGGUGUUUGUUGAUGGAGGACAUAGCUUGGUGUCUCUAAUGUGCCGCAUGAUACCAUCGCCUGAUUGGUUCAUUGGAGUAGACGCUGUGAACCUAUGUGUAGACUCCUCCUGGGUGGAUCAGAUAACACUUGAUUUGGAGCCUUUAGAUGCGGGUGCAGCAAGUGGUCUGACAUUCACAGCUCCUCGUUGGGAGACCACACCCCCUGAUCCUGUGACCAGGCACAAACCGAGGCUGCCUGAUCAUCCAGCUGCUGGCUUCUACUAUCCAGAGCUUAGAGAACUGCCUGCGAUUGCUAAAGUGGAGUUAACAAAGGUGAAACAAUAUUCAACAAAGGAACUAAACGAUUUAGCUCGCAAAGAACUCAUGUCAGUUUUAAAAGCUAAAAACGAACAUAAAGGACUACCACGACUAACGACAGUUGACACUGAGGAUGUUGAUGACGUUGAAGAUGAAAAGACAUAUGAUCAUGAUGAAAUGACCAGGAAUAACCCCAUGGAUCAGCUGAAAAACUUAGAAGUAGAACCGGUUGGCACACCAAGACCGAAUAUACCUGAGAACUAUGUGGUCGUUGUGACUACACCGACGACUACAACGACUACAGAAAAAGAAUUUGAAGGCGAGCUCAAAAACAUGGAUGACGUUGUUUUAGCCGUCGCACACGGAAGAAAACUUGGCCUACACAAGCAUCUGCCUAGGCACUUCAGGUCACGCCUGCAUCAUGCUGUUAACAGGAUCCAACCCAAUGACUGCCUCGUCUCAGAAUGGAGUGCCUGGUCUCCUUGUUCAGCAACCUGCGGUUUCGGCGAUAAGCUCCGGUACAGAACUGUUAUACGCGAGAAGAAGCCCGGUGGUCGCGACUGUCCCACCCUGACUGAUAGGAAACAUUGCGGCAAUGUCAACUCUUGCGCACAUAUCGAUUAUUUUGAAUGGUAGAUUAAUUAUCGAAUACAUUUUAAUAUUUGAA